Thamnophis sirtalis is the source of this 517-nucleotide messenger RNA. NCBI's taxonomy places the organism in Eukaryota, Metazoa, Chordata, Lepidosauria, Squamata, Natricidae. The record is from RefSeq and is a predicted model, not a curated record.
GCAUUGGCAAGAGCUUGGCUACCUCAUUAUCUACGUCACGGGCCGGCCCGACAUGCAGAAGCAGAGAGUGGUCGCCUGGUUGGCACAGCACAACUUCCCCCACGGGAUUGUCUCCUUCUGCGAUGGGCUGGUUCACGAUCCCUUGAGGCACAAGGCCAACUUCUUGAAAUCGCUUGUCACAGACCUGGACAUGAAGAUCCAUGCGGCCUAUGGCUCCACCAAGGAUGUCUCUGUCUACACGUCCAUCAACCUGUCCCCUCCACAGAUCUACAUUGUCGGAAGGUCUACCAAAAAGUUACAGAACCAAUGCCAAGUAAGAUCCUUUUUAUUGUAAGGGGUCAAAGCCCACUCUCCACCGUCAAUAAAUCUUGUAGAAGAAAGGUUAACCGGCUCACCUUAGGUGAAGACCCAGGGCGUGGCACAAAAGCAAUCUAACCAGAGAACAGGUCUAACUCCCUUUUAUUGCCCCAACUGUGGCCCCAAACAUCCCCACUUUCACUACAAAUCCUGGGGGAAA